This is a messenger RNA of Suillus bovinus, 1200 nucleotides long. RefSeq names its product acid protease. The transcript has 5 exons. Gene Ontology annotation, biological process: proteolysis. The coding region runs from base 1 to 1200 and encodes 399 amino acids. The record is from RefSeq and is a predicted model, not a curated record. Lineage: Eukaryota; Fungi; Basidiomycota; Agaricomycetes; Boletales; Suillaceae. Gene Ontology annotation, molecular function: aspartic-type endopeptidase activity.
AUGUUGACAAAAAUUGUCCUGUCGCUCCUGCUUGUCGUUGGAUCCCCAGUUUUUUCCAUUCCUUUGAACACUCACACAACUGCUGUUAACCUUGCCGCUAAAUUUAAAGUAGCUGGUGUGACUAAUAUCGUCGCAGGCGAUAGAGCACGCGCUCAAGCGCUGCAUCAGGCUGCGACAUCCGGCGAGCACUAUGCAAAUGCAUCCAUCACCAACGUUGCACCCAUAGGUUACACCAUACAAGUUGGUAUCGGUAACCCAUUGAAGCACUAUGGACUUCUUGUGGAUACUGCCAGUGGUAAUACGUGGAUUGGAGCAGACCAGGAUUAUACAGUUACCAGUACCAGUACUGGCACUGGAAACACGGUCUCUGUGUCCUACGGUUCCGGCAAUUUUUCCGGGAAAGAGUACCUAGACACUGUCACGCUGAACUCAUUGAGCAUCAGUGACCAAUCGGUCGGGGUGGCGAGCGAAUAUCAGGGCUUUCGCGGUGUCGACGGCGUCCUUGGCAUUGGUCCGGUGAGCUUGACAAAGGGCACAGUGUCUAACACGGACACAGUUCCCACCAUCAUGGACAACCUCUUCAGCCAAAAUUCCAUACAGUCUGAGGUCCUUGGUGUUUACUUUGUCCCUGUAUCGCAAGAGGAUUCAACUGGCACACUCACUUUUGGUGGUUGGAAUAGCUCUUUAAUGACAAGUGACAUCACAUAUACCCCCAUCACAACUGCUUCACCUGCUUCUAAUUACUGGGGAAUCGAUCAGUCUAUCACUUACGGCGAUUCAACCAUCUUGUCUUCAUCAGCGGGUAUUAUCGACACUGCCACUGUACUCAUUCUAAUUGCAACUGAUGCCUUCGAUACUUACAAGACUGCCACUGGUGCUACCUUGGAUGAGACUACGGGGAUGCUCAGGAUCACUGCAGACCAAUACAGCAGCCUGAAACCCCUCAUAUUUACCAUUGGAGGGACUGCGUUCACACUCACUCCUAACGCACAAAUCUGGCCUCGCUCGAUGAAUAGCAUUAUCGGUGAUACCAGCGGCAAUAGCGAUAACAUUUACCUUAUCGUUGCGGAUAUUGGCAGCAAAACCUUCAGUUUUGUCAGUGGAUACACAUUCCUUGAACGUUUUUACAGCAUAUUUGAUACCACAAACAAGCGUGUUGGAUUCGCCACGACAGCGUAUACCGAGUCGGCUUCGAACUGA